Schistosoma bovis is the source of this 1538-nucleotide messenger RNA. NCBI's taxonomy places the organism in Eukaryota, Metazoa, Platyhelminthes, Trematoda, Strigeidida, Schistosomatidae. The record is from the annotation of a GenBank genome assembly.
AGAAAUUGAUAGUUUAAAGUUUCGAACGUAUUGCGCUACACUCUGGGGUUGCUUAAUGGCGAAGGUUAACAUUUGUAAUGUUGAGGUUUUGGACAACCCUGCUUCAUUCUUUGAUCCAUUUAAGUUCCGUAUAACGUUUGAGUGUCAUGAACCUCUAGAUGAUGAUCUAGAAUGGAAGUUAGUGUAUGUUAGCAGUGCCUACAACCCAGCUUUAGACCAGACAUUGGAUUCCAUCUUAGUUGGUCCAAUUCCAGUUGGUCGUCAUCAAUUUUCUUUUGAGGCUAAUGCUCCUGAUCCAAAAAUAAUUCCUAAUGAAGACAUUGUUGGCGUAACAGUUGUGCUUAUACAAGCUUUGUACAGAGAUAAAGAAUUUAUACGUGUUGGUUAUUAUGUUAACAAUGAGUACAAAACAGAAGAAUUACGUCUUGAACCGCCAGCUGAACCUUUACUUAACGAACUGGAACGACAUAUAAUAGCUUCAGACCCUCGUGUUACUCGCUUUCCAAUUGACUGGGGUGAUGGUCUCUUGGAUGGGUGCCCAGAACCAGAACAGCCUACAGAAGAUAACGAAGAGUCUAAUUUACUGGGUAAUGAAGAACAAGUGGAAAAUAUUUCUCAACUGGAUCAGGAAAAUGAGGAUCAAAAUAAUAAAUUGGAGCCAUCUAGUUUUUGUGAAGGUCAGUCUGGUGUACAGUUUAUAGAAAAUACAUCGUGUAUGCCACUCCAUCCUGUCCAGUCAUCAAAUGUUCCUGUCGACACUUUCUGAACUCCUUGAUAAACAUUACUCUCGAGAUUGCAUUUUAUAAUAAACUUUUAUAUCAGAAUGUAUCACACGUCUAUGGUGAUGUUGCUGUUGAAUGUUCAACUUGCUAUACUAGGUAUCGCUCUUUUUUAUGCCUACAAGAUUUAUUACGCUUUAUAUUUUUCUAACUGUACAAUUGUUCGAUGUACCUAAUAACAUUCUAAUUUUAUUCCUUUGCUUUUCAACCGUAUUGUGAAUAGUGGUUUGUCUGCUACAUUGUUGAAAUAAUGGGAACAGUAGACAACUAUAUAUAAUGGAAUAGGAUGUAAACCUGUAGACUAUAAAUAGAAAGGAAUUCGAUAAUUUCAUUUAUCUUCGUAUUUAUGUCAAGGACAAAAAAUAAUGUUUAACUCCUGGUGAAGGCUGACCAGAUCAUAACACACUAUCAACCUAAGUCAUUGACUAGUGAUCUAAAUCAUUUAGGAAAUGAUAAGCUUCCUGACUGAAGCAGUUAAUUUAUCCUUAAUUUGAGGUUUGAGGUAUUUUGCCGUAAAACACAAAAUCGACUACAUUAGCGUACUUUCUACUAAGUAUAAAUCUCCUAUUACUGAGUACUUGUCAUCUGUGUUUACACUUUUCUUUAAUCGCUUGACUAUUGAAGGGCUCACUAUAUUCACUCUUGUCAUUUAAUUAAUGUUUUCGACCAUUAUGUUAAUGCAAAGUAUAUCAAGUUGACGCGGCCCGUACGCUUUACAUUUAUGUAUCUGCAUUUUAACCCUAUUCCCAUGGAUCAUAA